AUGGAAAAACCUCCUUUAUAUCCUGAUUGUGAUUUUACUAUUUGGUUUCGUUCUGUUAAUGAAAAUAAUAUUACUGAAAAGCCUAUCGAAGGACGAAAAACAGGAAUUAUUCCUAAUUGGAUCGAUGGUUGUUUUUAUCAAAAUGGACCUGGUCUAUUUUAUGCAACAGGAAAACGUGUUCAACAUAUAUUUGAUGCUUUUGGACUCAUACAAAAAUUUACGAUUAAAAAUGGUCAUGUUACAUAUCAAAAUCGAAUUCUUCAAUCAAAUGCUUAUAAAGAAGCACAUGAAACUGGUCGAUCAUGUUAUUCUGAGUAUGGUACAUCAAAAAGUGAAAAUUCAAAUUCAUCAAAUAAUAAAAAUGAAUUAAAAUCUACAUUGAGCUGGAUUUUUACACGUAUUCGGGAUCUUGUUCAUUUUAAAAAUGAUUUUCGAACAGACAAUACAAUGAUUAGUAUUUACCCAUACAAAAUCAAUAAUGAUCAAGUAGCAUUAUUUACAAUGACUGAGACUCCUAUUAUGCAUGAAAUAGAUGCAAAAACAAUUGAAACAUGUUCAAAAUUCAAUGUUAGUGACCAUGUAUCUAUUGUUUCUCAUUGUGCUCAUCCUAUUAUUCUUGAUGAUGGAACAAUACUUAAUGUUGGUUUAUCACCAAGUUUAAUGGGCAUGAAUUAUGUUUUAUUUGAAUUUCCAGGUUUGUUAAAUACAAAUACUGAAGAUAAUUUUAUGAAUCAAUGUAGAAUAUUAGUAAAAAUUCCAUGUCGUUGGCCAAUUAAUCCAUCCUAUAUGCAUGCAUUUGCUGUAACCGAUAAUUAUAUUAUUCUUAUUGAACAAUCACUUUGUAUAUCUCUUGUUCAAAUGGCUCAACUUACACUAACACAGGGUCCAAUGACAGAUGCACUUAUUUGGCAUGAAAAUGAACCGGUUCGCUUUCGUCUUAUUAAUCGUAAAACAAUGACUGAAUAUAAUGAAUAUAUAUAUUUAUCAUCAUCAUUCUUUUAUCUUCAUAUAAUCAAUGCAUAUGAAGAUAAAAAUCAUCUAAUUCUUGAUGUUUGUUGUUAUGAUAAUCCUGACAUGCUGAAAUGCAUGACAAUGGAAGCACUUGAAAAUGCUCAACAAAAUCCUGAUUAUUUUAAACAAUUUCGUAGUAGACCAAAACGAUUUGUUUUACCUAUUUCAAUAAAAAAAGAUAAUGAAAAUUUGGUUGAUCUAAAUUAUACAACAUGUCAAGUUAAAUUAAUUGACAAUAAAAAUUUAUGGAUUGAACCAGAAUUAAUUAUUGAUAUGGGUUGUGAAUUACCUCAAAUAGAUUAUUUUCGACAUUAUGGAAAAUUUUAUCGAUAUUUUUAUGCAAUUAAUACUGAUGUUGAUUAUCAAUAUUGUGGAUCGGUUAGAAAAAUUGAUGUUCAUUCAAAAACAUGUCAAAUUUGGCAUGAACCAGAAUGUUAUACAUCGGAACCAAUUUUCUUACGAAAUCCUUCAAAUGAAACUGGAGAAGAAGAUGAAGGAGUUUUAAUUAUGUCAUUAUUAAGAACUAAUCGAGAAAAUGAAGUCAGUUUUCUUGUGCUUGAUGCACGAAAUAUGACAGAAAUUGGACGUGUUCAAUUUGAUACAAAUGGUCCGGUACCAAAAAAUCUUCAUGGUCUAUGGGUGGAUUCAAAACUUAAAUGUACAUAA
Molecule: messenger RNA, 1677 nt
Organism: Rotaria sordida
Lineage: Eukaryota; Metazoa; Rotifera; Eurotatoria; Philodinida; Philodinidae
Source: the annotation of a GenBank genome assembly